Molecule: messenger RNA, 2610 nt
Organism: Leishmania mexicana MHOM/GT/2001/U1103
Lineage: Eukaryota; Euglenozoa; Kinetoplastea; Trypanosomatida; Trypanosomatidae
Exons: 1
Coding region: 1-2610 (869 amino acids)
Source: RefSeq, a predicted model, not a curated record
AUGGGAGAGCAGGAGCCUGCCAACGCCGAUGUCAACGUCGACGCGGAUGUCGAUGAGGACGUCGACGUCGACGCCCACGCCGCGCCAGCUGAGGAGGCGCACGCCAUGGGAGAGCAGGAGCCUGCCAACGCCGAUGUCAACAUCGACGCGGAUGUCGAUGAGGACGUCGACGUCGACGCCCACGCCGCGCCAGCUGAGGAGGCGCACGCCAUGGGAGAGCAGGAGCCUGCCAACGCCGAUGUCAACGUCGACGCGGAUGUCGAUGAGGACGUCGACGUCGACGCCCACGCCGCGCCAGCUGAGGAGGCGCACGCCAUGGGAGAGCAGGAGCCUGCCGACAACGCUGUGGACGCAGGUGAGGAUGGCGCAGGCUCGACACCGAUGCCACAAGCGCUGGCAGAAGCUCCUGACUCACCGCGUGCCUCCGCACCAGUGGAAAAAGUCGAAGACAAGGACGAGCAAGAAGAUCCAGCAGUGGCUCAAGACGGUGAGUCGCCGGCAGAAUCGCUCGAUAAGAGAGAGGAUGAGCAUGGCAGCGUGGAUGCUGUGGCCGGCGCAGAUGCUGCAGCGACGCCUUCGCUUAUCACCGCAGACGAUGGCGCGCAGGUUGAUGCUAAGGUCGAAAACGCCUCCGACUUAGCGGAACUCGACGCUGAGAAAAAUAAAGGUGAGAGUGGCAUGGCCCCAUCAGAUCGGGCUGUAGAGGACUCAGCUGCAGCCACAUCUGCUGCCGGUGCUGUUCCUCCUCCGGAUGCUAACACUGUAGAAGCAAAGGUCGUACCUCCCGCAGCGGGGACUGAGGGAGAACAGCAAGACCGCGCUUCCUCGCCAGAGAUGGCCGCAGCGUUACCGAAGCCGUCACCGCCGCCGCACGAUCUGCCUAGGCGGCAACCACAGCAGCAAGUCUCUCGACCGCAGUCACAACAGCAGCAGCGGCCCGCUGUCGCGCUGCAUUUCGGUGACACAUCACUCACCCCUUCCAUGUCGCCCUACGUGACGACCGCCAGCGUAGAUGGGGUGUACGACUUGCCCGAAGCGGAGCGCAUCGCCAUGGCCUCCGCAUCGUUGACCCCUAGCACCGCCCUCGCCGUCUUCCGCCGCGGUCACGAGAACAGCCACGUCAACCGGAUGGAGAUAGGCUCCUACUCGCGCUACCUGCUCUCGACCGAUCACAUGUCACCCCUCGUGCUGGAGAGCACCUUUCACGGAACCAAGUCUACCGUAGGCGCGGUUCCACUCAACACCCUCAAGCGAUUCAGUCGCGGCAGUGCAAGCAACGUUUGCGUCGAUGACAGCAUCGCGUCCAGGGCAACGUCGGAGCGCAAGCAGUCCCCGAGAGCAGCCGCGUCGACUGCUUCCUCGGCUCGCCGCAGCUACCAGCUACCGCGAUCCGUCUACUCGGCGUCACGCCAAACGAUGUCGGACUCUUUCGGCGGCACCACCGCCAGCAGCACCAACCUCCGCCGAGAAAUUGACAUGCUGGGCGAUGCGCACCUCCCAGAGCUCAACACGCUGCGUCAGCAGCGCCGCCGCGACCCUCGACAUGGCAAGUCGACGGAAGAACAGCACGACUACAUCUACUACAACCACCGCAGCAAAGGCUUCUACGUCCCACACGACCCGCCGGCCGACACAGUGAUGCUUCAGUACAACCACCUCUACGGCUUCGGCGACGGCACCCGCUUCGCCCCCGUUGCGCCGCCUCUGAGCAGGGAGAGCGGCAACGCCGGUGCGCCAGCAGGGAUGACGGUGCACCGCCGUAACCCGCACGCGGCCCCGCCUCGCACGUUCGCUGAAACGCGUGGCUGUGCUUUUCCUUUCACCGCCUCGCAGCGACAGCACGCCUACGGUGGCACGGCGUAUCGGCGCAGUCGUAUGACCACGUCAACGAGGGCGAUGUCAAGCUCACCUGGCCGCGAAAAUCAGCCGCAGCGUCCGGAGACUCAGAAGGGCUCUAGCUCACUGCGCACGGCAAAGGCAGUGGACCUGGGACAGCUGCACUGCACGCAGCGCUCUCGCAAGCGCACGAUCGAGGAAGUCAUGGCAGAUCAGCCGCAGCGGUACCUCUGUGGCGCUGAAGGGGUCCGCGGUGCGCUGGUGCAGGACAUCGAGCGAGACAUUGAGGACGGCAAGCUGCAUUGGGAGGAGGUGCCGCCGGUCAUGCAGAAGGCGAUGGUCUCCGCGACGACAGCAGCUGCGGCGGUAGCACAGCGUAAGCAGUCCGCGCCUUUAGUGAGUGUACCGGCCUCUUCGGCCGUCUCCGCCUCUGGGCAGCGGGCGCACCGUGUUGAGUCGCUGGCUAUGGCGCCGAGUGCACUGGAGAACGUGAUGGGUCAACUGCGUACAAUGCCCGCCAUCACCGCCGCAUCAGGUGGUGAGCCAGGCGCGCGUGGCGGUGCCGCGGCAAAGAUCAUGUCCACGGCGCCGCCCUCCCCAGCCGCCGAGGCGGCGAGAGCGACGAGUCCUGAGCCCAUGGCAGGCUCGGCAGAGAGCACGUCACGGCGGCUUCCGAUCGACUCCGUGGCCGCGGCGGCGUCUCUCCCUGCCAUCUCGCGCCUCAACUAUACAUCCCAGCCAACGAAGCGGUCCAACCCAAGCGCCUUCGUCUGA